Bursaphelenchus xylophilus (pine wood nematode) is the source of this 456-nucleotide messenger RNA. The record is from the annotation of a GenBank genome assembly. NCBI's taxonomy places the organism in Eukaryota, Metazoa, Nematoda, Chromadorea, Rhabditida, Aphelenchoididae.
AUGUUUUUUCGGCCUCACGUUCGGUGCCCGCAGGGCCGCAAUGUUCGCGGCGUGGUGGAAACGUUUACAUUCUCCGUUGGAAUGAAGACGACGGAGCCCGCAGGAGAAGAAGAAGAAGACGGCGAAGAAGAAGAAGGAGGGUUCGACACUGUUUCUUCUUCGUCGUCGUCGUCGCGGCCCCGCGGACCCGAGAACAGUGGAGAGAAAGAAGGGAGAGCCGAAGCAAAAGGGGGGUCUUGUCGCCCCCCACUCUUCCACAUCCCUCUCUCUCGCCCGCUCUCUCUUUGUCGCUUUUUGUGUGCACGGCUCCCGCUCUUUCCACCCCAAAAAGACAAUAAGCGGGGCGAGCGGGCCGACGUUCGGACAGUGCCGGAUCAGCUGACUGGGGCGGGUUCCAUCGAUGGGCAAACGGAAUAUCGAUUCGAGCGGAAUGCGGAAAGGUCUUCGAAUUUUUGA